UAGGCGGGGGGCGGGCGCGGAGCCUCCGGAGCUGUCCAGGGUGCUGAAGACGCCGGAGCUGUCCGGGGUGCUGAAGACGCCGCGGCCGCCGGAGCUCUUCGGGGCGCUGAAGGACCCGGCAUCAGCGAAGCUGUCCAGGGUGCUGAAGGGUCCGGAACAUCAGGGGUUGACCAGGGUCCUGAAGAAUCGUGGCCCCCCGGUGCUGUCCAGGGUUCUGAAGUCUCCGAAGUCUCGCCGAGCCGCCGAGCCCCACCGAUGCCUCGGACAGGAGCGCUCCCGGGCUCGGCGGCGGCUCCCAGCAGCAUGGCCCGGGUUGGGUACCUCCGGGCGGCCGUCUCGGGAUUUUAUCUGUGGGAAGCCGCCGUGCUGCUCAGCUUGGUAGCCACAAAGGAAACAGACAGCGCAAGAUCUCGCAGCAUGCCAAUGUCACCAUCUGAUUUCCUGGAUAAGCUAAUGGGGAGGAUGUCAGGCUAUGAUGCAAGGAUCAGACCAAAUUUCAAAGGCCCUCCAGUUAAUGUCACAUGCAACAUAUUUAUAAACAGCUUUGGAUCCAUUGCAGAGACAACCAUGGAUUACCGAGUGAACAUCUUUCUCCGUCAGAAUUGGAAUGAUCCACGCCUCGCGUACAGCGAAUAUCCAGAUGACUCUCUAGACUUAGAUCCAUCCAUGCUGGAUUCAAUUUGGAAACCUGAUUUGUUCUUCGCUAAUGAAAAAGGUGCCAACUUUCAUGAAGUUACGACAGAUAAUAAGUUGUUGCGAAUUUUCAAAAAUGGAAAUGUACUUUAUUCCAUCAGAUUGACUUUAAUACUGUCCUGUCCGAUGGAUCUCAAAAAUUUCCCAAUGGAUGUGCAAACAUGUAUAAUGCAGCUGGAAAGCUUUGGAUACACAAUGAAUGAUCUCAUUUUUGAAUGGCAAGAAAAGGGAGCAGUUCAAGUAGCAGAAGGUCUCACCCUGCCACAGUUUCUGUUGAAAGAAGAAAAGGAUUUAUGCUACUGCACCAAGCACUACAAUACAGGAAAGUUCACAUGUAUUGAAGUCCGAUUUCACCUUGAGAGGCAGAUGGGUUACUAUCUCAUCCAGAUGUACAUACCGAGUCUCUUGAUCGUCAUUCUCUCCUGGGUGUCGUUUUGGAUCAAUAUGGAUGCAGCUCCAGCCAGAGUGGCUUUAGGCAUAACGACGGUACUGACGAUGACAACCCAGAGCUCAGGUUCACGAGCGUCUCUUCCAAAGGUGUCGUAUGUCAAAGCGAUUGACAUCUGGAUGGCUGUGUGUCUGCUCUUUGUAUUUUCUGCGCUCUUGGAGUACGCAGCUGUAAACUUUGUGUCAAGGCAGCAUAAAGAACUGCUGCGAUUCCGCCGCAAGAGGAAGAAGAGCAAGGACGAUGACAUGAGGGACAGUCAGUUUAGUUUUACAGCAUACGGAGUGAGCCCGUGUCUGCAAGCAAAAGAUGGAGUGACACAAAAGGGGCCAAACAAUCCUGCUCAAGCUGCACCAAAAAGCCCUGAAGAGAUGAGAAAGGUAUUCAUCGAUCGGGCCAAGAAGAUAGACACAAUAUCCAGAGCUUGUUUCCCGCUAGCCUUUCUGAUCUUCAAUAUUUUUUAUUGGGUAAUUUACAAAAUCAUCAGGCAUGAGGACAUUCACCAAUAAGGAGAUCAAGGCGCGCGGUACACCCAGUUCAACGGGAGGCUUUCUGUUAGAAACGCGCACCCGAGGAGUGACCGGGAGAGUUAAAGGCAUUGAGGGGGAACAAAAACCGCAACGAUCCUGCAUGGCCUGCAAUGCCCGGUUGCAUUGGAAUGGAAGAAUGACACACAGAGAAGACACAUCUGCUAUUGCAAACGUUCCGUGUCAAACUAAAUAUUAACUUUUUCAUUGUAAAUCACCCUCUGCUGAAGCUUUACUGCCAAGUAUUUAUACAUACUGUUACAUAGUGGUAUAAUUGUACAGUAAUCUUUGAUGUUCCUUCAAUUUUUUUAAUUCUGGUGUAUUUUUAAUUAAAAAAAAAAUGGAUCCAGAAUACCCUACUCAAAUCCCGCAGUAUAACAGAAUAGAUUAGUAUUUGUAACCUUUAUUUCCAUUUUACAAGAUAAUGACAAUUUACUGAUUUGAGAUUACAGUUUUAUGGACUUUUUCUUGUCUUAGGGACAGUACCUGUGGCUUUGCAAUGAGCACAUUUGACACAUUUAAGUUAUAUGAUUUAUUCAGUGUACUUCACAUUACCACUCCCCUGGAAGGUGUGUGUUGAAAUAAUCCCAGACAGCACAAGGUAUCUACAGCCUAAUAGUCUCCAUAUCACAUGGGAAAUAUAUUAAAAUUUGCAAAGUAUUUAUUCUUGCAAAGGAUUUUUUUUCUUUUAAUUACCUACACUUUGAUAAUCGAAACUUACAGUAUUUUUUAAUCCUUUUUCUAUUUUUGAAGGGUUUUUUUUUUCCUCAAUGGAUAAAACGCAUACAGCUUUUGAGAUAGAUAAAUUACAUCAAAAUUUUGCAAUGCUUCAUUUCGAUUCAAUGCAAAGAGAUCUUGGACCAAAAUUAAAAGCAAAUAGUCAGCUGCUUCCCUGAAACAUUUGGAGGACAAGUAGAGCUGUGUUUAUGCACACUUAUCUCCGACAAGUUACAUAAAUACAGGAAGUUUAAUUUGUGAAUAUGUCAAGUUUUCUGUCUCAUUCUUUGAAGUAUAUUGAUAUGACUCAGAUACUGGUAAAGAAGCACUUCACAACUUUGGAAAAAACAUGGAACUCUUGUAAAACAUGAAAAAGGAUCUGGAUGGUCUUUUACAUUUAUUAUACUUCACAUUAAUUAAUUGGAGAACAAUUAUCAAAACUCUUAGAGAUUUUCCCUCUUUAGGAUUAAAUAUCUCAUAUUAGUUUCUUCUUUGAAUUAUAACAGAAUAGAUCAUAUUUAAGGCAGGGCUUGUAGGCAAGAGUGUUUACUUUAGCCAAUCUUCUCUACUGAAAACCAAAAACAUGCUAAGAUAUGGAAAUCUGACAUUUAGAAUUACUGGGUACUUUGAGUCCAGUAGCUGAGGCUGUUUCUCAUUGCAAAAUAUUUUUAUUUUGAACACGUUUUAAAUUUUUUGGUUUGUUGUUGCUCAGAAUGUGUAUACAAAAGCAAAAUACAGCUGGAGGCAAACAUCUGGUGCCCUGCCAAAGGCAUGGUGCAUAUGAAGUAACCGAAGCGAUGUAACUCUGCUCCGAGGAUUAUAACAUAGCAACCUUGGCCUUGGUUGGGUUUGUUGUUGUUUUCCUUCAAGGAUUCGUUAGACAGAUUCUAAAAUAGUAGUGCUCAUAUUUUGGUCAGCUGUGUCAGAAAGAAGUGGUAUGAUCCUCCUUUAUUUUAAAACAGUAGUAUUUUUUUCUAUUUUUUCCUUCAUUUAUGAACGGAAAUUAAUUCAAUUCACUUUAAACAAUUAUUGUUUGCUGAGGUUGUGUCUUGUUUGUUGUUGAUUUCUUUAUGUGCAGGUUCCAAAAAAAUCCUGUUCACUUAGGAAAGUGCUCAUCUGUGUGAGGGGGUACCACGAACUGAUGGCUGACGUUUCAGCUGGGUUAUAGUCAUCUCUCCCAAAGUUAGAAUUAGCUGUGUCGUAUGAAGAGGGAUAUAAACUUGCUUCUGCUAUCAGUCAAGACAACAGCAUUUUAUUUAAGAGGGAUAUAAACUUGCUUCUGCUAUCAGUCAAGUCAACAGCAUUUUAUUUAAGGACAUAUUCAAGAUCCAUUAUCUUUCAGGCUCAUCCCUCUUCUUUCCUUCUGAAAUAGCUGACUCACAUUCAGUAAAGCAUUCCUCAUUGUCAGGGUAAGUGCAUUAAAAAAAUGCUGGCCAGAUCAGAGUAACUCCUAGUUAUUCUGGUUUAUGAGACUUGAGCACUUGGUUCUCAUUUUGUCUUCCACGGUCAUUCAAUAGUCUGUUGCUCUCGCACAUGAAGUGCUACUUUGCUUUGAAAACAUUAACAAAUUUGAGUAAAGCAGAGCUAAACAAACUUAGUCCUAAUUUCUUUCUUCGCUCUUUAGGGCAGAAAAGGUCUAUGCUCUCAAAUAGAGAAAUCAGACAGGAAACCUUGGAGGUGAUAAAAGAGAGAUCAGAUUACAGCACUGGCAAAGGCAGCAGGGAGUCAGACGGAGUGUAAAUUGCUAAGCAAGAAGGACACGAUCCUUCGUUCAUAUAUGAACCUGUUACCUCAGUCAGGGGCAAGAACCCUUGGGCCGUAUUUCUCUUUGACUAGAGUAUGCUAAUCUAAGGAAUAAUUACAGCAUCUAUAAAAUAAAAAGCAUAAAUCUACAUUAUAAUUCUUUUGUGACCUCCCUAAUGGAUUGUUACCUACGCGUUCUAUUUAAAAUAAAUAAGAUCUGUAGUUUUAAUGACUGGACCUAAUGCUGAGUGUUACCUCUCAGGAUGCGUCCCUUCAGCCAUGCGCUAUGGUGGGAGAGAAGAAGAGGGUCUCAGACCUGGCCAGUGGCAAGUAGAUCCCCUCCUCUGUGUAGUUCUGUUUCUCUUUCAGAGGCCGUUAGCCUACCUCUAUACUGGAAAAUUACGUAUAAGGCUCAGUCUUGUAACAGGGCGCAUUGAAAAUAAAAAGAAUUAAAUACAUUUAAAGUAUCAUUAUGAAAACUCUACAGUGUUGCCAGAACACUUUUUUGAUUUAGCAAUCCAUUAAUACCAAUCAAACAGAGAGGAAAAGCAAAAAAUUGUUCCAUGAGGAUAUUUUCAAAUGCACAUAACGUUUGGCAUGUCUUUCUGCUGCCCUCAGGUAAGAGCUUCUAUUUGAUAUAAUGCAACAAAGGUCUCUCCUGAAAUGAUCGUUUUGGGGUUUUUUUACCAGAACCAUAACAUUUGCCAAGGUGACAGAAGCCUCUGCAGUCGGCUAAAUAGUGUGUUUUUCAAGAAAGAAAGCAGAACUUAAAAUUUAAAUUUCAUUUUGGUUAUUUCUAAACGGCUUAGCGUAAAGUCACGUGGUAAAGAAAGAGAGAAAUGUCAGUUGAGAUGAUAAGAAACUUCAAGGCACAAAUGCCUGCUCUUACACUGAGCAGGGGAAAAGCCCAGCAAUGCCAGCUGGCACGCCAGCCCUCUCGGCAAAGCUGGAACCAACAGCUACUGGCGUCAGCUGAGGUUAGCAUGGGAGACGGUCCUUUUGUCAUUGUAUAACGAAGUGGCAGGGAGUAACAUUAAGAAGACGUAAGACUCGAAAGGUACUCUGCAGUAUUUAUCAGACUGCAGUGUUUAUGCUACAGUCCUGGGAAAGAGGCAGUGGAGGGGAAGAAAAAUAAUCAUCAAGGAGAUAAUGGUUGAGGCACGUGAUACCUAGCGGGGCUUCUGCUACAUCUAGAAAAGAGCCCAUUCAUUAGGCUGAGUAGAUAGCUACCUCACCUUGCUAUCACUGGACCUGGGCUCUGCAGGGUACAGGUCAUAGAAUCAUAGAAUAGUUUGGGUGGGAAGGGACUUUUAAAGUCCAUCUAAUCCAACCCCCAUGCCAUAAGCAGGGACAUGUCCAACUAGACCAGGUUGCUCAGAGCUCUGUCCAACCUGACCUGGAAUGUUCCCAGGGAUGGGGCAUCGACCACUUCUCUGGGCAACCUGGACCAGUGUCUCACCAUAAUCAUUGUAAAAAAUUUCUUCCUUAUAUCUAGUCUGAAUCCUUCUCUUUUAGUAUAAGGCCAUUACUCCCACACAAGAAGGCUUCUUGUGAGCACAACCCCUACGUGACAGGCUAACGCAGCUUUGCCCCAAGUCGUUAUUCACUGUAGGUGCAGACUCAGUGCUGCUCAGGUCAUGGUUUGGUGGUCUCUGGCACUAGAAGACCAUUGCAACACAAUGAAAACUGAGAGAGAAACUGUAGGGUCUGGAGGAAUACUCCCUUCAAAACGUCACCCCUCGACAGGCCAAAUGCUUCAGGACCACGAGAGAGAAUAAGAACAGUCCCUUAGAGACGCAGCAGAGAUACUCUCCUACCACGGUACCAAAUUCUGCUUAACUUCUGAAUAGCAAAGCACAUUUAAUUUUUAAAACCAUAUUCAAAUAUCAACAAUAUAGGCUUGCACGGCUAGAGGGCUGUAUUUUUUCUGUAUAAUGCUGAUAAACUAGAGGAGGCUUGAAGGAGAAAGGGAAGAAGGGAUACUGGUGUUUGACUAUUUAGAAUUUAGCUAUUUUAAUGCCAAAAUAAAGCACUUUCAAGAAGUUUUGACAGCAAACACUAUAAUUUAAGCAGGUUAGUGGAGUUCAGGGAGGACAUGGGAUUUUACUUUUUCAGCUCAAUCAUAUAUUGGUUUUCUUUGGAUUCUCCUUAUUAGAGUUUGUUCCAAAACCUUUUUAUAGGUUGCUCUAUAAAGAAUCCUGUGUGAAGUGUGAGAGAUGAUUCUGUUUCCCCACUAGAAAGACUUAUAUUUAGGUGACUUAGAUGUGCACUUUACAUUUCAGGAGUAAAGUAUUGCUCCCACUUUGUAUUAUAACCCCUUACAGAACUGUAGGUUGAUAAUGUAGAUAAAAUUAGAAUAUACUAAACUGUAAAAAACCUUAUAUUUUUAUCAGUAGGGAAAGAUAAAAAGUCUUCCUUAACCUUAGGAAAGAAGUAUUAUUUUUAGCAAUAAUUUUAUAUUAGAUGGAAACGAAUUUCUUUGUACAGUUCCUAGCCCAAGUUGAGAUGGUUGGUUGCAAUAGAUAGAUAGACUUUCUGCUCUCAUUUGAGCUAUCAUGGGAAUUAAUCUAAUCCAACAGAGCAGAAUUUGGCCUUAAACUGUGAAACUGCCGAAUGAAUAUUAAUUCUUACAGUAUCCCUGUGAGGUAGUAAAAUAACUUUAUCCACAUCUUACUGUACAAUCAUAUGGUUAUUUAGAUGAGAACAAUAUCAGAUCUUCGCAGCUUUUUUUUUCCUUUUUUGAGACAACUAAGAAGAAAAAAAUAAAUCACAAACUAAGCUACUUGUUAAUAAUAAAAUGGGUAUUCGCUUUUGGAGUGGUUGUGGAAAAGGUGCCUUCAGGCAACACACAACACCUACAGUAGUUACUGCAGCACUCUCGGUUGGGAAGGCGUGUGGAAGCAGGUUGGAUUGCUAGCAGCAGUGGGUCAAAUGCCAGAAAAAAGUUGGCUCAUCCUGUAUUCUUGACGUUCUUGGAUAUUACUGCACUUCUUCACUUUCAUCUCUGUGAAAUAUGCAAGAAACAUUUCUUAUGUUUGUACUUUAAUGUACGACAGAGUGCUGUUACCAGACGAAACGGACUCCGGUAGCUACUGAUGUUCCACGAAUGUGUAAUCGUGAGCUGUAUAAAAAGAAAUUGUGCCAUAAGCUUUUGACCUAAAGGUUUAACAUAAUAUACAGUACUUUGUGUGUUAGUGAUCCCAGCUUUUUAAAGGCUACAACAAGAAAAAAGAAAAACAUAUGAUAGUGUAUUAAUAAAUUGUCUGUGAGUUUUCAAAAUAUUCUCCUGUGAAUUCUGUCUGAUGGCAAUUUCAUCUCAAGGUACUUCCUUUUUUGGUAAAACUCUAUAAAUGUGUUGUGCAUGGAUCUGAUUAAAUUCCUUUUUAUUGUAUUACAGUAUCAUAUUGCACUUAAACUGACAUUCUCUGCAGACAGAAGUGUUAAAAUAUGUGAAAUUUAUGGUGUCAGCCAU
Messenger RNA from Chroicocephalus ridibundus (black-headed gull), 7597 nucleotides. It is a transcript of the gene GLRA3, whose product is annotated as glycine receptor alpha 3. NCBI's taxonomy places the organism in Eukaryota, Metazoa, Chordata, Aves, Charadriiformes, Laridae. The record is from RefSeq and is a predicted model, not a curated record. Bases 256 to 1647 code for a protein of 463 amino acids. Gene Ontology annotation, biological process: chloride transmembrane transport; signal transduction; response to amino acid. Gene Ontology annotation, cellular component: postsynaptic membrane; plasma membrane; neuron projection. The transcript has 9 exons. Gene Ontology annotation, molecular function: extracellularly glycine-gated chloride channel activity; transmitter-gated monoatomic ion channel activity involved in regulation of postsynaptic membrane potential; transmembrane signaling receptor activity.